CGCGUCUAUCAUCGACUUUAAUCAAUGGGGGGAUUCUGCCAUGAGCUGCAGGGAAUCAACAGGGAAACGGACGAGAGAAUAUCAAAUCAUAAUUCUACCGAACAGAAUCACAGAACGCAAUCCAAUCGAGUGGAAGGCUGCAUACUUCGACACUCGUCUGCUAAUAACUGGGGUGCUGGCUCUCAGUUCAAUAAUGAAGGCGGUAGCCAGAAUGUCGUUACCGGAGGCGUAUCAAUCGCGGGGUCUAUUUUCAAUGGAAAUGUAAAUAUCAGUAUAGAGAAGGAUGAAUGCCGAGCCGAAAUCCUUCAAAAGCUCUGUGCUUGGCUUCAGAGUAAUCACAUAGCCGACGAGUGCUACGACAAUUCUAUUCACAGAAAAAUAAACGACACUUGUGAUUGGAUUCUCGAUAAACCGGAAUUUACCACUUGGCGAACAGAAUCCUCCCCAUCCCCAAAAUGGUUGUGGAUACACGGACUCUCAGCCUUUGGGCAAACAGUUCUUUGCGCUCGAAUCAUUGAAUUCAUAAAGAAUGUGAAAGAGGAGGCCAUUGCAUACUACUUCUUCUCACCUGACUUGGAAAACCACAGAGACCCUAUGAUAGCUAUGCGGUCGUGGUUAUACCAUAUGGCUUUGAUGAAUGCGUCGGUACUCGAUGUCGUCAACAAAAAACGGAAGCAAGAUGCGAGAGCUUCACAAGCUAUCAUUACGGGAUUGUUCCGAGAAGCGAUCAAGAUGGUACCAACCUGCACACUCGUCGUCAAUGGUCUUGAUGAAUGCGAACCAGGCAGGUUUUGUCUAUCCGUGACCGACUUUGUUAAAGAAAUUGACGAAGCAGUGCUUGGCACAAAUGCUAGGAUCCUCGUGAUGAGUCGAUCUGAAUCCUCUAUCCACCAGGCUUUAAUGAAAGCGAAAGGCGCAGAGUUUUUACAAUACAAAGUGUGUGAAAAAGACAUUGGCGCAGAUAUAGAUGGGUUACCUAGAAUGAUGGAGAUGGAGACGUUCCUCGAUGAAAAGAAACCCCCGCGGGCCAUGCGGAGGAAAUGGUUUGAUUCGACGAAUGACGAUUGGGCUCAUUCCAAGGGCAAACCGCCAAUUCACUUUCUUUAUGCAAUAGAACUUGGGUUUGUCAAUUUGGCUACGGCAAUAUUCAAGAAGGGCAAGGUAUGUGUAAAUUGCAGCUCGAGUAUUUGUUCAACUCUGAGAGUCGCAUGCUCCAAGGGGUGCGGGAAUCUUGCUCGCGAACUUAUUGCAAUCGGCGCCAAGGUUGGAAUCAAAGAGGCCCAGGGUCGGACCGCAAUAAGGUAUGCGGCUCUAGAUGGCUAUACGGAGCUUGUCGAACCUUUAAUCGACCAUGGUGCUGAUAUCACAAUCUGAGAUGACGAUGGCGUCUCUCCCUCUCUUGUUGCCAGUAUCAAUUGCUAUUUAACUACGGUAAAGAGACUGAUCCAAAAGGUGCCAGCAUUCAUCAGCUAGACGAGAAAUGGCGAUGGUUCACUCUUUAAAGCAGGUUUUGAUGGCCAUAAUUUUGAUAUACUUGAACUGCCUCUUAAACAUUAGAUACUAGGUAAACACUGUUCUUUGC
Molecule: messenger RNA, 1582 nt
Organism: Trichoderma asperellum CBS 433.97
Lineage: Eukaryota; Fungi; Ascomycota; Sordariomycetes; Hypocreales; Hypocreaceae
Biological process (GO): proteolysis
Molecular function (GO): protein binding; aspartic-type endopeptidase activity
Source: RefSeq, a predicted model, not a curated record